CGGAAAGCCAGCAAAGCACCUGGGCAGGCCCGAUACGCUACCUACGUACGUACAGCACCCUAGUACGUCAACAUAGAUCGCCUUGUGACUGACUGCCGGCCUGCUUGUGCUGCACCCUGGAAAUCAAGACCAGCUUCCUUCAUCAGCAAAAUCCCCUCCUUGAUGCGAUCCCCUCUGCGACGGGCUCGUCUGUUGCUCUAUUGCCGACUCGCACCUUUCUGAAACCCAUCAGAGCUCUUGAUAGUAGACGAGAAGAUCUGCAAAGGAGAGCAAGGCCCCUCCUCCCUUGCGACGCCCACCGCCCCUUUGUGACGAUACCCAACCGUCUUUGCGAAACCCAGCCCAGCCCAGCCCAACAACCACAACACACACAUACAGCCUGUUCGAUUCUGGCAUCCCACCACCGCCGCCGGCUCGACAUCGCCAACACCCGCCUCACCACCCAACAUGUCUGGCAACUUCUCCCAGCCGGGCGGUAUCUCUGACCCUGCGCUUAUCACACUCGUCAACAAGCUUCAGGAUGUUUUCACAACCGUCGGUGUCAACAACCCCAUCGACCUCCCCCAAAUAGUCGUCGUUGGCAGUCAGUCCAGCGGAAAGAGUUCCGUACUGGAGAACAUCGUGGGAAGAGACUUUCUGCCUCGAGGUUCAGGAAUCGUGACGCGCCGACCUCUCGUCCUGCAACUCAUCAACCGUCCUGCUACUGCCCAGACCAACGGCGAGAGUGAAGGCGUUGAGGGAACUACCGACAAGGCCGCCAACGUGGACGAAUGGGGCGAGUUCCUGCACAUACCAGGGCAGAAGUUCUACGAUUUCAACAAGAUACGAGAUGAGAUCAGCAAGGAGACCGAGGCAAAGGUCGGCCGCAACGCCGGCAUCUCGCCAGCCCCUAUCAACCUGCGCAUCUACUCCCCCAACGUCCUGACCUUGACCCUCGUCGAUCUGCCCGGUCUCACCCGGGUACCUGUUGGUGACCAGCCGCGCGACAUCGAGAGACAGAUCCGCGACAUGAUCGUCAAGUAUAUUGCCAAGUCGAACGCCAUCAUCCUGGCCGUCACGGCGGCAAACAUCGAUCUGGCCAACUCGGAUGGCUUGAAGCUGGCACGUGAGGUCGACCCUGAGGGUCAGAGGACAAUCGGUGUCUUGACCAAGGUUGAUCUUAUGGACGAGGGUACGGACGUGGUCGACAUCCUGGCAGGGCGCAUCAUCCCGCUGCGCAUGGGAUACGUCCCGGUUGUGAACCGUGGCCAGAGGGAUAUCGACAACAAGAAGCCCAUCCAGGCCGCGCUUGAGGCCGAGCGGGCAUUCUUCGAGAACCACAAGGCCUAUCGUAACAAGAGUUCUUACUGCGGCACACCAUACCUGGCGCGGAAGCUGAACCUGAUCCUGAUGAUGCACAUCAAGCAGACGCUGCCAGACAUCAAGGCCAGGAUCUCGAGUUCCCUGCAGAAGUAUACGUCCGAGCUGGAGAGCCUCGGGCCCUCGAUGCUGGGAAACAGCGCCAACAUCGUGCUCAACAUCAUCACCGAGUUCACAAACGAGUGGCGGACGGUGCUGGACGGAAACAACACCGAACUCUCCAGUACCGAGCUGUCGGGCGGUGCGAGAAUUAGUUUUGUCUUCCACGAGCUGUACGCGAACGGUGUCAAGGCGGUGGACCCCUUUGACAUGGUCAAGGACGUCGACAUCCGCACCAUCCUCUACAACUCGUCUGGAUCAUCCCCUGCCCUGUUUGUCGGCACCACCGCUUUUGAGCUCAUCGUGAAGCAGCAGAUCAAGCGCCUGGAGGAGCCCAGCCUGAAGUGCGUGUCGCUUGUCUACGACGAGCUGGUCCGCAUCCUCACGCAACUGCUCAGCAAGGCGCUCUACCGCCGUUACCCAUCGCUCAAGGAGAAGAUGCACAACGUUGUGAUUGGGUUCUUCAAGAAGGCAAUGGAGCCGACCAACAAGCUGGUCAAGGACCUCGUGGCCAUGGAGUCUAUCUACGUCAACACCGGGCAUCCAGAUUUCCUCAACGGCCACCGCGCCAUGGCCAUCGUGAAUGAGCGCCACAACCCCAAGCCUGUGCAGGUGGACCCAAAGACCGGCAAGGCCCUGUCGAGCACCCCUGUCCGGGCUGCCAGCCCGACCCUGGCAGAGUCCAACCUAGGCGGCGACGGCAACAGCGGCUUCUUUGGCAGCUUCUUCGCCGCCAAGAACAAGAAGAAGGCCGCCGCCAUGGAGGCCCCACCACCGACACUCAAGGCCUCGGGCACGUUGAGCGAGCGCGAGAACAUCGAGGUCGAGGUCAUCAAGCUGCUUAUCUCGUCGUACUACAACAUCGUCAAGAGGACCAUGAUCGACAUGGUUCCAAAGGCUAUCAUGCUCAACCUCGUAGCGUUCACCAAGGAUGAGAUGCAGCGCGAGCUCCUCGAGAACAUGUACCGGGCGGCGGAACUGGACGACCUCCUCAAGGAGAGCGACUACACGAUCAGGCGGCGGAAGGAGUGCCAGCAAAUGGUAGAGUCCCUGGCGCGCGCUAGUGAGAUUGUCAGCCAAGUGCAGUAGACGAACACUCUCCAUCUACCGUGUAUGAUGUGGUGGGCGUGCAUCGGCUUCUCAAGAGUAGGCACGCACCGAGGGCGUUUAAAUCCCCCCCUUGAAAAUGUUCCUCUGAGCACGGGGCUGGUGGAGGCUUGGCUGUACUUCGUUGGCGGAGCCGAGUUUGGAUGAACGAUGCAACACGUAACAUAAAAGAGAGAAACACCUUUGCACGGCGCAGCGGGCGGUUUGGUUCUCUGUGUUUUCCCAAAACAAGAUUGGGCAACCGGGCUUGUCGCGUUCUUCAUGGUUUCUCCCUCUUGUUCCGUGAAAUUUAGACUGGGUCGGUGGGGUUUGGCUGCUGCUGCUGUUCACACACAUGGAAUAUAUGCGUUCACGAACGGAAAUGCAUGCAUGAUACGGCGGGGGUUCUUGGUCUGCUGCCCUUACAUGUUAUGAUGGUUGACGCUGGGACGUGGUGUGGCGAGAUUGGCGGUCGAAGAGGGCCGGCCGGUGAAGGUUUGAAGGAAGACUGGGACUUGGGACUUGGUGGUGCUUCGUUGAAGGUGUGCACAUUUUUUUUUUAAUAGACCAGGGCGUGUGCGGUGUGUGUCUGGGAGAGAAGAAUCCACAAAGUACAAUGAGGAGACGAAGGAGGCACGACGCAAUGGAACACGAAGCGGAUGCUAUACCGAGCUGGCUCACACACUGGAGAUGGGUGGAUUGGGCAGACAGACAUACAGAAGUUGUUCGACGGGAGGACUUCUGUUUGGUGUUGCUGGGUUUUGGCAUCUCCAACAGAAUGUACAGUGUUGUUAUGUGUAGAUAGACUGGAUGACUGACUGGCUGACUCCGGUUUGAUUCUCUUUCCUUCUUCGCCAUGGCUCUCUGUGCGUGUGGUCGGUCCUUUGCCCGUGGAUGCGAAUCCGGGUCGCCAUCUCCAAGCACCGUGUUGUGCCGUGCGGGUGUGCGAGACGGAGACAGUCGUGGCCCUGGGCCGUUCCUGCACCGCGUUCAAGCAGCAACAGGUCUUUCUUUCGUUGUAAGAUGAGAAGGGAUGGACCAGGUCAGCAACGGCCUAGAAUGUACAUCGGGGAGGACCAUCGUUCGGAAGAAAGAGGGUGGCAGGCCCUGACUGGCGCUGUUGGUUUGCUUUUCUUUAGGCAGCGGAUCCCGACCACAUGCAGCUUUCUCUUCUCUCCUCCGUAGGUAGCAUCGAGACAUCCCCUAGCCUCGAGACAUACUUCAAUCUGGAAAUUGGACACCCACGAAUAUGGCCUUGGUAUUUGAAAGAAAAGAAAUACUGCCACAGCCGCCGUAGCUGCUGC
Molecule: messenger RNA, 3848 nt
Organism: Diaporthe batatas
Lineage: Eukaryota; Fungi; Ascomycota; Sordariomycetes; Diaporthales; Diaporthaceae
Product: dynamin-like GTPase VPS1
Exons: 4
Coding region: 448-2547 (699 amino acids)
Biological process (GO): peroxisome organization
Cellular component (GO): peroxisome; membrane; microtubule
Molecular function (GO): microtubule binding; GTPase activity; GTP binding
Source: RefSeq, a predicted model, not a curated record